CCAGAUUUGAAAAUUGAUACAAAUUCGCAGGGAACUCAUCUCGUGUUAUCGGUUUUCUUCGUUUUGUUUACCGUUUUGUACGUAUCGCAUUACGACGUUUUGAGUUUUCGUGGUUUGAAUUGGUUUGUCGAUUCACAAUUUUACAUAUCCGAUCCACUCGCUAGUCCAAAGUACUUUUCGUAACAUGGCGGAGAACGCGGUUAUCCAGACAUUCAAAGUUGAUCCCGAAAAAGCUAAAACUCUGUGGCCUCCGAAAGGUAUCGAGCGCCAUCAGCUGAUCACCAGCGAGGAUGCCAUACGCCGCCUGGAUCUCCCCAAGGAACUGAAGAUCUAUCUCCUCGGCGACAAGGUGGAAUGCGAUGUGCAUCCAGCUGGCGGUGGAUCGGCCCGAGUCCAGGUGCCUUUUGUUAAAGGCGGCGAGAAGGAAGCCGAGCUGCUGGCACAUGUGGCAAAUUACGAGAAGGGAGGCGUUACUCAUGUGGCAGUAACGAAUCCGUAUUACACCUAUAAGGACGUGCCGGAAAUGACGAAAUCCAAGCCCAGGCUGGAGGGCUGCCGACGUACGAGGAGACCUUCAAGAAGAUCUCAGAGCUCGCCCCCCUCUGGCCGAUCCUCAAGUCCUCGGCGCCGGUUCUGUUAGCGCAUGAGA
Paramacrobiotus metropolitanus is the source of this 649-nucleotide messenger RNA. RefSeq lists its product as uncharacterized. The record is from RefSeq and is a predicted model, not a curated record. The coding region runs from base 185 to 640 and encodes 151 amino acids. The transcript is spliced from 3 exons. Lineage: Eukaryota; Metazoa; Tardigrada; Eutardigrada; Parachela; Macrobiotidae.